Messenger RNA from Ostrinia furnacalis (Asian corn borer), 1760 nucleotides. RefSeq names its product doublesex-Mab related 99B (gene dmrt99B). The record is from RefSeq and is a predicted model, not a curated record. NCBI's taxonomy places the organism in Eukaryota, Metazoa, Arthropoda, Insecta, Lepidoptera, Crambidae. Gene Ontology annotation, biological process: sex differentiation; regulation of transcription by RNA polymerase II. Bases 277 to 1422 code for a protein of 381 amino acids. Gene Ontology annotation, molecular function: protein binding; RNA polymerase II cis-regulatory region sequence-specific DNA binding; DNA-binding transcription factor activity, RNA polymerase II-specific. The transcript is spliced from 4 exons. Gene Ontology annotation, cellular component: nucleus.
CCGUCUCGUUCGCGCAAUGCCCCGGCAACUGUCAGUUUGUUCGUCCGCCGAAAAUGAAGCAACAGUGUUGGUUACAACCCGGGGCGAGACGUCGCCUAAAGUGUUGCGCGUUCCAUUUUCAAAUCGCGACUUUGACGUUUGGUGGAACUUUUUCAGUUUGAAACGUUUCAGUGUUGGAAAUAUUUUUUAAAUUGGAAUUUUUGUGCUUUUCAAAUGAGUUGUUCGUGUGUUUGAAGUUGCGACUGGACUUUUUAGGGGUAGUUUAGUUGUCUUAUAAUGGAAAUGUCUUUGCCGAACGGAGUGGAUGUGUCUCAGCUGGUGCAGCACCCAGUCCUGGCUGCUUUGCCUCCAUUCUUCCUCAGAGCCUCGGAAAGAUAUCAGUUGUUUUCGCAGAGGACCCCAAAAUGCGCUCGCUGCCGCAACCACGGCGUGGUCUCCGCGCUGAAGGGACAUAAGCGCUACUGCCGCUGGCGCGAUUGCGUGUGUGCGAAGUGCACGCUCAUCGCAGAACGGCAACGGGUCAUGGCAGCACAGGUGGCGCUCCGGCGACAACAGGCGCAAGAGGAGAACGAGGCGCGGGAGCUGAACCUGCUCUACGCCGGGCAGACCGCGCCGCACCACUACUCCGACGUGCCCGACGACUCGCCUGUUCAAAAGCGCGCGCGAAUCACUGAGGUCUGCUCCAGCCCCUCCCCCCCUGCCGAACAGCCCCCGGACUCCAAGACCCCCGCCCCCGCCUCCCCUCUCGCAACCUCACCCCCUCGCUCGCCCUCCGACCACGAGCUCAACGUCGAAGAAGAACUCGAGGACCACUCCGAAACAUCCCUCACUCCCGAAAACCUCUCCAUGAAAGAACAAAGACCAGAAGAGUUAGCUGUAAAGAAGGAAGACGAAGAGAAAUGGGAGAACUCAAACCAAGACUUCAAGUACAAAAUGUUCCGACGCAAGCCCGAGUCGUUGCCUGAACCGGCGCAGGAGGAGACCCCGUACCAAAAGUCGCCAGUCGACGUCCUCAUCAAGGUCUUUCCUAGACGCAGCCGGCAGGAGAUCGAAGCGAUGCUCGCUAGAUGCAAAGGUGACGUGGUAGCGGCCAUGGACAUGAUGUUAAACGGCACCGCUGAAAGCAACAGCACUCCUUACAACAUCGCUCAGGAAUCGCCCCCGUAUUUACAGAACUACCAAUCGAAAUCUGCAUUCUCUCCUCUCUCAAACCAGAGUUUUAAAUUCUCUCCGUCGAGGAGGUUUCUGACUCCUCCUUACAGUGGCACAGGGUACCUCCCGACGGUGAUCAGGCCUCCGCCCGAGUACCUCUCGUCUUUCAUGCCCCCUUCAGAGCUGAUGUACGGGCGUCAACUCCAAGUCCCAUCUCCCGGGACUUCCCCUACUUCAGACAAUACUAACAACGAAGGUUUUUCUGAUUAGGGGUACCCGAAAUACUGGACGGUGCUGUAACCGGCCUUUGCGACGUAUACGACUCAUAAAGCUAAAUAUUCUACAACGGUUGUAGUACGAGUACAACCGAGUGUAGAGUAGCAAGUUAGUUCAUAGAUGAUUGUAAAUACAGUUUUAUUCUUAAAAGCAUAAAUUCAUAUUGUUUAAUAUUCUGAUAGAAAUAUAAAAUCAAAAUAUUAUAUUAGUGGUAACUUUCUUUUCUAGAAUAAGUUAUUGAAAUGAGAUUUUUCGAAGAAGCAAUUAUAUUGUAUUGUAAAUUAUUUAAUUAAUUCAUAGGUCAGAGAUAGAACACCUUGUCUUUUAUGUAU